CACGCCAGUACGGUAUGCAAAUAUAAACAUGUGCCGGGGUGCACGGACUCAGGUCGUCUUGAGCCCCACGGAGCCCGUGGGUGACAGCUCCAUCAUGGAGGUGUCCUACGCGGAAGGCCACUCACACACUACGACCCCGCGCGACAAUGGACUGGACUCGACCCACGUCACCGACACGCAGCUGCUGGUCACCGAGCUCCGGCUCUUCCGCGAGGAGAUGCGCGCGAUGAGCCAGGAGAUAUACGCUCUUCGCACAUCCCUGGAGAACCUGACAGCCAGGAUCGAUGGCUGCGAUGGGCGGAUCGACAGAUGCGAGGGGCGCAUCGGCGCGCUCUGUGCCCGUGUCGAGUCGUUGGAGAACAGACCUCAGUCGAACGACACGGCCUCAGACAACUCUCUCGUCGAAACCGUGUCGCAGCUUAGGAUGGAGCUUAACGACCGCGACCAAGAGUUGCUACUAAAUGAUAUAGAAAUAUCAAGUGUGCCAGAGAGCAGGGGCGAAAAUGCUAUGCAUUUGGUAACGGCCUUGGGUAAAAAAUUGGGGGUUGAACUCACCGAGCACGACAUCGUCGACGCCACGCGUGUAGGGCGCGCACCUCAGCUGGAGGAUGGUCUCCACGGGCCUGCGGCGCGGCCGCGGCCUCUCGUGGUGCGCCUGGCGCGCCGCGCCGUCAGGGAUCGCCUGCUGCAGGCUGCGCGCGUGCGCCGCGGUGUCACCACGGAAGGCACCGGCAUCCCUGGACGAGCGAGUACCUUCUACGUCAACGAGCGGUUGACUCCCCACAACCGACGUCUCUUAUACAAGGCUCGGGAGCUGAAGCAGCAGCACUCUUGGAGGUACGUCUGGACCCGGGACGGAAAAAUCUUCGCACGGCAGCAGGCGGGCACGAGCUCGCCCCGACACCGCAUUCGCACUGAACUAGACCUAGGUCGUGUUUUUGGCUCAAUAUAGGUUUGUUCACAAUGUUAGCUUGAUAUGUCGCUUGCUAGUAUUUUUGUCUCUGCUACUGUUGCCGCCAAACACUUGUUACACCAUUAGAAAACGUACAAUACACAAAAACAAUCCACACACACCUUAC
This is a messenger RNA of Cydia strobilella, 1079 nucleotides long. RefSeq lists its product as uncharacterized. NCBI's taxonomy places the organism in Eukaryota, Metazoa, Arthropoda, Insecta, Lepidoptera, Tortricidae. The record is from RefSeq and is a predicted model, not a curated record. The transcript has a single exon. Bases 29 to 952 code for a protein of 307 amino acids.